CCAUAUUAUUAUUCAUUACUUAGUACAAGGGGAUCUGCGCCAUUUGCCUAACUGGGUAAUCUCCAGCUGAAAAAUUUCGGGGAUGUCAAAUCUGUGCGACUGCCACAAAAAGUAUAGUGCCAUGAAAUGGUGUGCUGUGAACUUAGUGCGUGCUUAAUAUUCUACUGGGGGAGAUUGAGAAGACUAUAGUCAUGAAGAUUUCACUUAGUAAAGGUAUCAUAAUACCUCUUCUCAUUCUACCAUUGGCAUUAGGGACUCCAGCAUCUAUUCCCAAACAGGAAGGAGAGAUCGUACCAGUUAAUGAUGAUAGUAACACCCUUAAGGAUACGUCUUCACCAGGGAAUGUUCAAGACAACCAUGCAAAUGGAAAUGGGAAUGCCAAUGAUAAUGACAAUACUAAAGUACAGAAACACGAAUCAGAACCAGAAUCAGAACCAGAACCAAAAUCAAAACCAGAAUCAAAAGCAAAAGCAAACGAAGAUGAAUCUCAAAAAGAAGACACCAAACCCAAAAGCAAACUUCCUCCAUCAUUGAAUAUUGAAAACUUCGAUGCUAUCACCAGUGAGAAACUCUCAUUUGUAGAAUUCUAUUCUCCAUAUUGUCAUCAUUGUAAAGCUCUUGCACCUAUAUGGGAACAAGCAUACCUUGAAUUUGAAGAGGAAGCUAAAUCAUUAAAUAUUCAAAUGAGACAAGUCAAUUGUGUUGAGAAUGGUGAUUUAUGUGGAAGAGAAGAUAUUUCAUACUUUCCUUAUUUAAGAUUAUAUGCUCCCGAAAGAGAUGUAAAGACUGGACAAAUUAUACCUGGUAAACUGAAAUUUGUUGAUACAUUUCCUCGAUCAUUAGUUAGAACUAGUGAAAAUUUUAAAAAGUAUUUAAGAAAAUCAGUUGCUGAAUAUGAUGAUGGAACUAUAGAUAUGCCAUCAUCUUCUAAAUUAUUAGAUACUGAUGAAAUGUUAAAUAUUUUAGCUGGUUCAAAGGAAGAAGUAUACUUUGUUUCAUUCUUCCCAGCUACAGAUGAACAAUAUCUUAAAGUUGAUUCUACUAAGAAAAAUCACUUUUCUAAGUGUAAUGAUUGUUUUGAAUAUAAACAGAUUUGGGAUAGACUUUCAAAUCAUCUUCAAAUUAUUGCAAAGACUGGUCAUUUUAAUUGUCAAUCAAAUCCAACAUUAUGUAAAGAAUUACAAUUAACUGAAUUGACUACACCUGGAGUUAGAGCUACACCUAAAUUUGCGGUAUUCUUACCAAAGAGUACUGGACGUAUUAGAUUUGACUAUAAAGGAGAAGUUUCAAUUGAUAAAAUGAAGCAAUGGAUUGUAAGAUUAUUUCAAAAUUCUCAAUAUGAAAAGAUAACUGCUAGAACAUUAGGGGAUGUUAUGUCAUUUAGAAAAAGUUUACCUAAUGAACCAUUAGAUUCUUAUUAUCCAUUAGAGAAUAAAAUAUCUGUUAUAUUCUAUUUUGAUGAAACUACAGUAUCUGAUGAAGAUAAAGCUAUAUUACCAUACUUAUUGGAUUAUGUAACUUAUUCACCAUUUAACAUGUACUUAUAUACUGCCACUCAUAGUCAAAUUGAAAAGGGAGUAUUAAGUCAAGCAGAAAAUUUGAUAAAUUAUGUAAAUUAUGAUCCUAAUGAACCAAGACAAAGAUUUCAUGUAGAGAAUUAUUUAUCAACAACAUUAACUGCUAAGCCAACCAUUUUAAUAUUUAAAGAUAAUACAUUAAUUACUAAUGUUUAUCAAAAUUUUGCUCCUGAAGAUAUGAGAGAUUAUAAAAAGAUAUCUAAAUUUAUUAGUGAUAGUCAAUAUCCAUUAUAUCAAGAAUUAACUCCAGAAUUAAUUCCUUAUUAUUUCAAUACUGAUAUCUUAGAUAAAAGAAAUGAAAAAGUAGUAGUAACAUUUAUUGAUUCAACUGAUGCAUCUAAACUUAAUAUUGCCUUAUAUAACAUGUCAUUAGCUGCUCAUGAAUAUCAUCAUUUAAAGAAACAAUAUUAUUUUAAUAAACUUUCUUUUAGUAGAGAAGAAAAGGAAGCUAGAGUUGAGAAAUUGAAACAUCAAAAUGCUGAUAGUAUUGAAGUUAUAAAAGAAUUAAGAAGAGAAAUCCCUCAUCUCUUUAAUUAUAAUCAAGUAUUAUUUACAUUUAUUGAUUUAAGUAAAAAAGAUCAAUUUGAACAUGCUUAUAAAUGGAAAAUUGAUCCUGAUGAUUAUAAAGUAGGAGAUACUAUUGUUAUUACUAAAGAUAAUCGAUAUUAUUGGGAUCAAGCUAUUGAUGGUAGUCAAUUAACUAAUAACCCCAGUGUUAUUAAACCAUUAUUAUUAUCAUUAUUAGAUAAUUCAUUAGUAACAACUCAAAAUCAUGCUAUAACUAAAUUAGUUGGAAGUCCCUAUGGAUCAAAGUUAAGAUUUAUGGAUAAGAUUCAUGAUCGAGGAGUUAUUGGUUAUAUAGGGCUCUUUGGCUUUAUAUACCUUAUGUAUAUAGUGAUUAUUAGAUUAUCUAAGAAGAAAAGGCUAUUUAAAUCAAAGUCUAGUGGCUCAGCUUCCGGAUAUGGGAUCAUCGGGAAUGUUCAAAAGAAGGAGAAGGACUAG
This is a messenger RNA of Scheffersomyces amazonensis, 2579 nucleotides long. RefSeq names its product protein disulfide isomerase. The record is from RefSeq and is a predicted model, not a curated record. NCBI's taxonomy places the organism in Eukaryota, Fungi, Ascomycota, Pichiomycetes, Serinales, Debaryomycetaceae. Gene Ontology annotation, molecular function: protein disulfide isomerase activity. The transcript has 2 exons. The coding region runs from base 192 to 2579 and encodes 795 amino acids. Gene Ontology annotation, biological process: protein folding. Gene Ontology annotation, cellular component: endoplasmic reticulum.